Vollenhovia emeryi is the source of this 2003-nucleotide messenger RNA. RefSeq lists its product as uncharacterized. The record is from RefSeq and is a predicted model, not a curated record. Lineage: Eukaryota; Metazoa; Arthropoda; Insecta; Hymenoptera; Formicidae. Bases 804 to 1448 code for a protein of 214 amino acids. The transcript has 3 exons.
AUAAUCGUCGAUAAUUUUAUUAAUAAAAGUUUUAACAAACUCUUCACUAAAUUGGAAGCAUUUAUUUUGCAAAUGACUUCAGUUAUAUGUGCAGCUUUAAAAUGUAAUAUUACGUUUGAUCGAUGAAAAAAUAUUAGAAACAAAAUUUAAAACUGGAAAAAAGGAACUAAGUUUGCUCAAUUUUUACAAACGAUCGUUAUACAAUUUAUGAACCCUCAGUGAAUAAUAAAAAAAGGGUUUAAAUUACUCUUGACAAUAUUUUGACAUCAAUUUCAUCGCUCCGUGUUUUUUAUUGAUCAGAAGAGCUGCGUUAUUUUUUAACUUUACCUUUUAUAGCCUGAAAAUAAAUUUCUGACGAUCACAGAUUCCGCGAAUAUGAAUAAACCCAAAUGAAUUUACAAUGCACUGAAAAUCAAAUUAAAUUCUGUUCAACUUUAGCAUUUAAUUAUGAACGAUAGAAAUGCGGGUUGUUGAGAAAUGUGACUUUUUUAUGGUACACGUCACUCAAAUUUCCCGCUGCCAAAUGCGUAACAGAUUUUUAUACUAAAAAAAAAGUUCGGAAUUAAUUUUAAAUGAGAGUUCUUGUGUCAGAAAAUAUAACAACUCCCUGUCCGGAGAAACAGAUUGCAACGAAGGUGAAAGAUAAGACGUGAAUAGAGGAUAAAACGUCGAUCGCGCCGUUCAAUUGACACGCCGACUCGCUGGCACCUUCAGUCUUGUCUGCGGCGGAUUCAUCUGAGAAAAAUGAUCCUAAACCGCGCGGAUCGUCGUACGCGCCGCGACACGCCGAUAUACCGUCGGAGAUGAUAUGCGACGCGCGCACGUGCGGCGGCUGCCGAUAUCUGGAGGAGCCAGACGACCGGACGGCGAGCCUCGCGGAGUUCCUGGCGAACUGUCAACAGGCGAAAUGCAAGGUGGUUCGUCUGGUCCGUCAGCAAAUAAGUAAACUGCAGAAUAUGCAGUACGAGCGUUUCCUGGUUGCGGGGGAUGAGGCGCGCAAGAAGAUGCGUAACGAAACGCCCACUAAAAUGCACGAGGCUCCCGACAAUGAGGUCCGCCAAGUGUACGGCGAAGUACACGAGCCGUGCGACGAUCCGCACGGGGCGGAAGGCGAAGUGGAGCAGGCGUUCAACGAGUCGCAUGACAAACUGUACGAGGCUGCAGUCGCGGAGCGAACUGUCGGGGCGACAAACCCAAUAGAGGUGGGGGAAAAAAAGCGCGCAUGUCUAGAACGCGGCGACCGCAUCCUUGCGUCGCGCGGCGUCUCCUGGGAGAGCGGUGGACCGCAAGUGGAUGCUGCGGAUCCUGGAUCGCGUUCGUCAUCGAGCGCAUCUGAUACUGGCGGCCGCUGCGGUCGGCGUGAUAGUCUGGACCGCGUUGGUGUACGGUGUCUUCCUGGGCGCGACGGCCUGCGGAGGCGGUCGCACCUGCUUCCGAUCGUCCCUUAAAUAUACGCACACCAAACGCACGCUCUUUUAACCCGCCCCGUCCAUCGAUCGUCCCCGUGAAACGGUGGUUAAAGUUAACCGAGCUUCGGCCUGUCCCACUUCCGCGUCCGCGUGGAGAGAUGGAGGAUGACCGGAGCUGGCUUUAAUGAAGAUUGGGAACAUCCGAUUUGUAGACGCGACCUUUUUCUCAUGCGAAAUUAUACGGAGAGCGUCUACCUGGUUCGUAUGACUGUCUCUAUGUCCGGGGUGUCCUCAGUAAAUCCGGACUUUUAACGCUGUCAUUUCUAAGAGGCAAAGCGCUGGUUUUUAGCGUACGCAUCUGUACACCACACGCUUUGCCAUUAUAAAAUUCUGAAUGAAUAUCUUUUUUUUAAAUAAAUACAAUUGAAAUUAUCCCCGGUCGUUUCUUUCCAUAGGGAAGAUAUUAAUUGUUUAUUAUAUACUGUAAUUAUCAGCUAUUGUACGCGAGACUCUUUCCGCGCGCAAAAUUGAAAGGAAAUUCAUAUUCUGAAAGUAGUACCUUUGCCUUUCGUGUCCCUCUUUAUAUUUAAAAGA